Molecule: messenger RNA, 249 nt
Organism: Adineta steineri
Lineage: Eukaryota; Metazoa; Rotifera; Eurotatoria; Adinetida; Adinetidae
Source: the annotation of a GenBank genome assembly
AUGAGUAUAUUAUUAGCUGAUGGUCGAUCAGCACCGGCUCGCCGCCCUUCACACACUGGUAGCAUUUCAUCAGUCUGUCAAAUACAAUGGUCACCAUCCAUUACAAUCCGUCAUGGAAGUAUAUCAGGAAUGGGACGACGUCGUGCACUCGAUUUAUAUGGUACAAAAGAUGUAGUUUUUUCACAUGAACAAGUGAAAAGAGCUAAAAGAUCACACGAUAGUACAACUGGCAUCACUGUAUCAGGGUAG